CCCUAAUUUGCCUGCAGGAAAACAAACACAUUUCACUGGAAUUUUCCCACAAAGUUUUCAGUUUCAAUAACACAUUGUUCAGCAGUGGGAAAGCUUUCCACACUAAACCUUUCAACCAGAUCUAAGAAGGAAGUUAAAAACUUAAGAGGCAUGUGGUGCCACUGGAUGUGUUCAUUUUCUGCAAUGCGAGGCUGGGUCACUGGGCAGCAGGAAGCUGGUUACACACCUCCCAGGAUCUGCCAAAUAAGAGAAGGCUGGGAAUGCUUAGGUGAUUAAUAUGAAGGGUUUCAUGGUGGAAAUCCACACACAUUUCAGAAAUUCCUUCCAAAUGCAGCUUCCAUAUUCCACCAGGCCCUGUAAUAGGUCCUGGUAAAAGGAGCAACAAACAAAAACAGAACAUCCCAACCACAGCUAUUAAACCACCAUGCUCUGAGUAAGACACUUCCGCCUUAGUGUUUCCGAGGGAAGUGAGGUAGGGUAGAUAAGAGGAACCUUGCAGUGAAAGAACUAGUUAGAGAGGCUGUUUCAUUGCAAACGCCAGCAGGAGAAACCCAGACCCGGGACUUCCCACUAACACAAAGGACAGAUUCUCCUGGAGGCUCACCUGGAAUCGACGUCCCCCCAGGCAGUGGGGAGAGGCGGAACAAUGAGGAUUUUCCCCAUUCUGGGUUGGAUGCUUUUCCCAGGCUGCUGGGCGGUGACGGGCCCCGGGGCAGUGCGCGGCCCCGCGGGCGGGUCGGUGGCUGUGCGGUGCUGGUACCGGGCGGGCUAUGAGGAUUAUCCGAAGUUCUGGUGCCGGGAAGGUUUGGUAGGAAAUUUUCGCUGUUCCGACGGGCUUCACAUCAUCGAGACCAAUGGGUCGGAGGUGGAGGUGACGCGGGGCAGAGUCUCCAUCCGAGACGGUCACACCCAGCGCGUGUUCACCGUGACCGUAGAGAACCUGACACCGGCAGACGCCGGCAGGUACCACUGCGGGGUAGGGAAAACUGGGCCUGAUCUCAGGGCCACUGUGGAACUCACCGUCUCCCCAGCUACUUCUUCCCCACCCCCAACAGAAAGGUCAUCAUCAGCGACAUCAUCAGUGACAGUGCAACCAGCUUCUUCCACGUCAAAAUCUACUUCCAUCUGGACAACUGCUGAGGAAGGGAAAUCCAGCUUCUCCGCUAACCAAGACACCACAUCCCCUGUGCCCCAAGACUCAGACAUCACUUUCUACAUCCUGCUACCAUGCAUCUUGCUGGUUCUCAUUUUGUUUCUGCUCGCUGCUGUGAUGUUGGUGAGACUGUCCAAGAAGAGGAAAAAAGCGCUUUCAGGAGCAUCUGUGCAGAGGGACAAGAAAAUCAACCUGUCUAAUUUGGGGUCAGAAGAGACAGAAGAGGUUUCUUAUGUCACUGUGAUGAUUUCCACCCCCGACCAGCAGCCCAUCUAUGCCAACGUGGAGCAGCGCCCCAAGACAACACGACCAGCCAAGCCCCCUGAGGAAACCCUGUACAGCACUGUGAAGUAGCCGCCCAAACACUAACUCUGGAUAUGAGGCAGAGUGGGGAUGGGGGCUGCAUAGUCCUUAUCCAAGCUGCUUGAUCCCAACCUGGCAAAAUUUGAAGCAACAGGGUUUAGCACCAAAUCUGACCUGUUCAAACUCCGGCAGCUAUUGUAGGCACAGGAUUUACGGACACACUCAGCCUGGAACUGGAGUCUGUGGUUUGUCCAAUGGACAGGUGGCCUGAUGGAAUUAAUCAGUUGCUGUUCUCUUGUGAGGAGUGAGUUCAAAGAGCCAACGGCUGAACUUACAGACAAUGAAACUCCCCAGGAUCUGGUCAACAGGACAGGAGAGAAACCUUGUGUCUGUGUUUGAAUUUCAUGCACUUGGUGCAAAAAGGGUGCUUAGCAGGACCACGAAGGAAACCUGCCUGCAGGAGGAGUUUCCUCAAGAUCAGGAGAGAGGGUGGUUCCCCCUAUCACCACCUCCGACGGCAAGUUCACCUGGAAACAGACCCAGGCAUCCAAGAGAUGGAUGAAAAUAUAAUUUAUAUGUUCACAGGUGUCCUUGUGAUUAAAUCUAUCAGGAUCUAGAAUCAAAUCAGGUCAAGCGCCUACAUCCCAGCCUGAUUUCAUACAGGAACUUAAAAUGCACAGAACUGAAUUUUGAACUAGCCAGACAUAGGGUGAUCACCAUCUACAAAAAGAAGAGGUGCAUGGGGAGGAACAUGGGCCUCGGAGCUGUAUCUAUGCGUUAUUGAGGGGGGAUGGUAUUAUUAAGGUUACCUCUCAACACUUCCCAUUAUAAGACCCUGUUUUAGUUGCUUAGAACUUUGCCAAAACAUGAAUUUUACAAUUUCCAUGGCAGGUGUCUACCUCAGAAUGAUUUUUGUUUUGUUUGUUGUUGUUGUUGUUGUUGUUUAAGUUUCAACCCAACAGUUGAGAUAUUUCUGAGAACAAGGCCAGGGAUAAAUAUGCUGUGUUGCAAUGUUAACAAAAAUUCUCUCCACCUUUUCUUUGAGAAGCUCUAGUGCCUCCACACUUUGGAGCCAGGAGUUGAAAUCUGGCAGUCGGUGACCCAUGUCUCAGAGACGUGCCUGUUGCUGUGAAAAUCCAGCCAAAUUUGGCCAAUUUAUAAACCUUUGAAAAAUCCAGGUUUGUACAUGCUCAGGAAGAAUUUCUUCCAGUUGCACAGGCCACCUUAAUUCCUGCAUCUCUGAACUUUUCACUGCUUGAUUUUGCAUCCUUAAUAUUCUUUUAAUAUAUUUUUUGCAUGUAAUAUGUUAUGCAAGGAGGGCCUUCUAACCACCGUCUUUCCCUCACCCUGCAGUAUGGGUUGAUGGUGUGAAAAUUGUAUUUAUUUUUCUUGCAGAUUUAAGACUUUCUUCUUGAAAAGGGAAUUUGUGAUCAUCCAGAAACAAUGAAUUAUUAUUAAUUCUGUUUCACUGGCAACAGUCAUUUAUACUGCAUGAGCAGUGUUAAUCAGGCUCCCUACAGAAAGCCCAAUGAAGGUGAGAGGGUUGAAAAGUGACUGAGCAUUGCUGCACUUCUUAAUAAAUACGUGGAGCCAGCCAUGAAUUUCAUGCAUUGCUGUGAACCAUGGGAAACAAAAGGACCCUGGAAACAGAAGGCUUAAUAAAAAAGAUCUGGCUUGU
Messenger RNA from Gopherus evgoodei (Goodes thornscrub tortoise), 3134 nucleotides. Its product is annotated as CMRF35-like molecule 4. The record is from RefSeq and is a predicted model, not a curated record. The transcript is spliced from 6 exons. Gene Ontology annotation, molecular function: transmembrane signaling receptor activity. Lineage: Eukaryota; Metazoa; Chordata; Testudines; Testudinidae. Gene Ontology annotation, cellular component: plasma membrane. The coding region runs from base 647 to 1507 and encodes 286 amino acids.